Molecule: messenger RNA, 1027 nt
Organism: Frankliniella occidentalis (western flower thrips)
Lineage: Eukaryota; Metazoa; Arthropoda; Insecta; Thysanoptera; Thripidae
Product: histone-lysine N-methyltransferase PRDM9-like
Exons: 2
Coding region: 102-485 (127 amino acids)
Source: RefSeq, a predicted model, not a curated record
CAUGUAUCAUUAAUGGUUCCUUCCUGUUUCCAGGUGUCGUUUCGGCUUCAUCCGCGUGCUGUAGCGCAGACGUUUCUUCUUCUGCUGUAGAUCAAACUCCAAUGGUUGGCUCUGGCAAUGCGUGCAUCGCAUGUUUCCAGUGCGAUGAAGAUUUUUCUUUGUGGGACAAUUUCAAUAGCCAUUAUUUGCGGGCACACAGCGAUGCACAGUCUGCUCUUUGCGCCGUGUGCCUGGGCAUUCCUCUCCACCCCAUGGAAUCCCACUUAAAGGCGCACGAAUUGGUGGCCGAUAAGUUCAGAUGUCCUUACUGCAGCGCUAAGCUUCUCGACGAUCGAAAACUCACAGAGCACUUGCGAAUAUUCCACCGAAGGUUCGUCAGGCAGACCUCGCAUUUGUGUACGAAAGGAGUUCCGCAGCAUGCUCAGCCCACCGAACAUACUUUCGAAGUCCUGCACUGCUCCUUCAUCGGUCUUGUGUGCAGAUAGAAAGGUGUCUGCGGCAUGUUCUGAUUUUGAUUUGGUGCGGCUGUCGGCAAAUCCGAAACUAAAGCCCUACGUUUUGCUGCCCAAGAUUCCAAUCAGAAAGACCGAUGAUCCUGGGCGCGAAGGGCUUUGCCUGCAGCAAAAUGACAAUGAAGUACCAGGUGUAUCUAGCUUGCGAUCAGAGGCUGUUGCCAGUGCCGAUGCUCUGCUGGGUGAGGCUCGGAAAAGUCGGCGUGGUGCUCUGGGGAUCGGCUGGUGCUGUAGUGCCAGUUGCAGCUCGUCUUUCUGGUCGUGGGAGGAAUUUGUGCAGCACUUUAGAGCGUCUCACUCUAAGGGAAGUGCAGCUCUGUGCGACCUUUGUCUGUUUUAUCCAGAGCAUAUGGAUACCCAUAUGCUGAUGCAUAGAUCUGUGUGGGAGAAGUAUGGAUGUCCUAUCUGCACUGCACAAUUUCUAACUGGAGAAGACCUGCAUCACCAUCGUCGUCUGUACCACCGCAUUUAUGCUUAAUAUUUCUAGUAUACUGUUACCUCUAUAGCUUUAUAUU